AUGACACAUAGAGGAACAAAAUCCGCAUGCGGUAUUAAUAGAAUUUUGGGCAACACUGUCGAUCGUCAACAAGAGGCAACACUAGGAAACAAGUAGCAUGCCACAUGUCGUUCAUUGUUGCCUCAGUGGAAUUGCGCCUUAAGUCCCUGUCGGUUUCUGCGACUUACGUCAGAUUUUCGCAGUCAGUGUUUGGCUUACGAUAAUUAUGUCUAUGGUCAGUUCACGAACAAAAAGGAUUUUGGCGGCUCUUAGCCAAAAUGAUGAAUCGAAUAAUGUUUAUUUUUAGGAAGAAGUUGGGUCUAUGCCGAUAUCCAUUAUUUCAAGUGACAAUAUUUUUGAUCUAGAUAAUUCCGAAAAUAUUUUAAAAACUACUUUAAUGAGUUAGCAGAAACUGAUGCAGAGGAUGACAAUGGAGAUGAAAGCUCCAAAACUUAAAAAAAUAUAUAUUUUUUACUAGUAAGAAUUUCAUAUUUUC
Messenger RNA from Acanthoscelides obtectus, 475 nucleotides. NCBI's taxonomy places the organism in Eukaryota, Metazoa, Arthropoda, Insecta, Coleoptera, Chrysomelidae. The record is from the annotation of a GenBank genome assembly.